Messenger RNA from Cyprinus carpio (common carp), 1051 nucleotides. Its product is annotated as DNA-binding protein RFXANK-like. Gene Ontology annotation, molecular function: protein binding. Gene Ontology annotation, cellular component: nucleus. The record is from RefSeq and is a predicted model, not a curated record. Gene Ontology annotation, biological process: regulation of transcription by RNA polymerase II. Lineage: Eukaryota; Metazoa; Chordata; Actinopteri; Cypriniformes; Cyprinidae.
CAUUCAACCCCCCGACUCGUUCAAGAAAACCCACUUCAAGCUAGUGUCCCAACUCUAAUUGAUAAAAAAAAGAUGGGAUUCAUUUCGCAGCCAAAAGUAAGAUACACAUUAUGGGAAAAGUAGCCUACUGGUUCAUAUAUCAUUGAAUAGACUCUGAAUGUGCGCGAGUUCAAUGCACUUGCAAGACUUCAAUUUCAGUUUCACUUUUGCAACCGAACCAGGAAACAAAAGCAGCAUAUACGAUCAUACGAACCUGUGAAGUUUAAGAUCAUGUAAACAAUCGAAGCAGGUGUAAUGAUAAGGGAUUAUGGAAAACCGAAAUGAUGAAAAUGCAGUAAACCACUCGACCACUCUGACAAAUAAACAGCGGGGGAAUGAGGUCACAGUCCGACCCGCCACUUUAGACAACCUCUCAAUUCAUCAGCUGGCAGCCCAUGGAGAGAUUUCACAACUGGAAUUACAUUUGUCCAAAGACAGUUCUCUACUUAACAGUCAAGAUGAGCGAGGUUUCACACCACUAAUGUGGGCUGCUGCAUUUGGAGAGAUAAUGAUGGUGGAGUUCCUCCUUCAGAAGGGAGCAGAUCCGAGAACACUCGCCAGAGAAAGAGAAAGUGCCUUGUCUUUGGCCAGCGCUGGAGGAUUUGCCGAUAUUGUUAAUAUUCUCCUUCAACAUGGUGUUGAUAUUGAUUCCUAUGACUGGAAUGGUGGGACCCCUCUUCUGUAUGCAGUUCGUGGGAAUCACACAAAAUGUGUUGAAGCUCUCUUAAGAUGUGGGGCAGAUAUCACGUUUGAGGCAGACUCUGGCUACAGUCCUGUUGCUCUCGCUGUUGCAUUGGGCCACAAAAAAGUGCAAAAACUGCUUGAAGAUCAUAUUUUGAAGCUCUUCCGGGAACCAGUUUCAGUGUCUGAAAACACAUGAAGCAGAAUACUGCUCUUACAAGACCUUACAAUAAUAAUCCUGCAUAUUUUAUAGCUUUAUUUUGACAUAGGAGAUGUAAAGAACAAUCUGUUUUGUAUUUUUUUUUUUUUAAUUAAAAAACAUUUUUACAAA